Staurois parvus is the source of this 325-nucleotide messenger RNA. The record is from the annotation of a GenBank genome assembly. Lineage: Eukaryota; Metazoa; Chordata; Amphibia; Anura; Ranidae.
AUGAUUUUGCAUUUCCGGGGGAGAGACCUGUAUGUAAACAAUACAGUUCUCUACCCUGUCAGCUCCUGCGCAAUGAUUUUUAUGGCUCUGCAUAGCAGAGUCAUACAAAGCAAUGUGCUUACACUGUAAAACACACACACAGUGAAAUAGCACACAGUUAACCCUUAGAUCGCCCCAGAUGUUAACCCCUUCCUGCCCAGUGUUAUUAGUACAGUGUCAGUGCUUUUUAUUAGCACUGAUCACUGUAUUGGUGUCACUGAGGAUGUCAGUGACACCAAGUCCGUUCCUCCCCCAGUUUCAGAAUGCCUGCUGCAGUCCCACUAUA